Messenger RNA from Branchiostoma floridae (Florida lancelet), 453 nucleotides. Its product is annotated as zinc finger protein 22-like. The coding region runs from base 1 to 453 and encodes 150 amino acids. The transcript has 2 exons. NCBI's taxonomy places the organism in Eukaryota, Metazoa, Chordata, Leptocardii, Amphioxiformes, Branchiostomatidae. The record is from RefSeq and is a predicted model, not a curated record. Gene Ontology annotation, biological process: regulation of cytokine production; regulation of immune system process; negative regulation of transcription by RNA polymerase II.
AUGAAUGCUUGUGUCUGUGAGAAGUGUGGAAAAGAAUUCAGUCGAAGCGACAGCUUAAGACGGCACAUGAGAACCCACACAGGGGAGAAACCCCACAGGUGUGUUGUGUGCGACCAGCAGUUCAGUCAGCACGGUCAUCUGAAGAGACACAUGCGCUCUCACACAGGGGGAGACCCUACACGUGAGGAGUGCAGCCGGCUGUUCAGGCAAAAAAAUCAUCUGAAGACUCACAUGCAGACUCAUACUGGCGGAAGGAGUGAGACGCAGGGGUCGUGGAGUGUGACGCAGGGGUCGUGGUUCGUCACCAAACUCGUGGAAAUGCUAGACAGCGGUGCUGGGAGGGUCAGGGCUACUGGCAAUGAUAGUCGGAAAGCAGAUGCAGAUGCCACCGUGAUGCAGAUGCCACCGCAGAUGCAGAUGCCGAUAAAUGACAAAGAAGAAAGCAGAUGCUAA